UAAAUGAUUGUGUGGCACUACAAAAAAUAUUUGAAUCAUAAGAAUGAUCUAAAGAUACAAAUGAAAAAGUCAAAACACAAAGAUCACUCCCAAUCCAGUGUAAAGGCAUGGAUAAAAGGUUUCCAUUCUGCAGUAUCAAAAAUAAAGCUAUUGCAGUUGGUGGCAUCUUACAUUAUAGAAGAAAUGAGACCUGUGGUUACUGUAAAAAAGCCAGCAUUUAGAAGCCUUAUUAAACAGCUUUCGGGAUUGACACCUCCAAGUAGACAGGCUGUAACUAAUUACUGCAUUGAGUUAGAGGAAUCAAAAAAGACUGCUCUGAAAGUAGAGUUGCAAGCAGCAAAAUACUGCUGUACCACUGCUGAUAUUUGGAGUCAUCACAGUCGAAGCUUCAUAGGAGUAACAGGCCAUAUCAUAGAUAAGGAUAAUUUUCAACGAAAAUCGUAUUUGCUUGCAUGUCGUAGAAUGAAGUUCUCUCAUACCUUCUUAGAUAUAGCUAAGACUCUGUUGGAUAUUCAUGAGGAAUAUGAUCUUCAAGCUUCAAAACUUGUUGCAACAGUGACUGAUAACGCUUCUAAUUUUGGAAAAGCUUUUCGAAUCUUUCAAAUGCCCUGCGCAGUAAAUUCAGAGGAUGAAGAGUUUUUAGACGAUCCGUUGGAAUCGGAAAUGGAGAUAGUUCCAUUACCCAAUAAUCUUCGCGAUUUUGUAAGUGAAGAUUAUACUGGCAUUAUGGAAGAUGCCAACCAGUAUUUACCAGAGCAUUUCAAAUGUGGCUCACAUACAUUGAAUUUGAUAGCAACAACUAAUGCUGCCAAAGCCCUAGAAGAUCGAAAUUAUAAGCGAGCCUACCAAUCAGCAUUUAGCAAAUCAUUUAGCCUGUGGAAUUUGUGUAGCCGAUCUACGACCGCUGUUGAUAUUGUUGACGAAACUUGUUCUGUUAAACUUUCUAUACCAUGUCCAACUAGAUGGAAUUCUAUAUAUGAUAGUUUAUCUUAGCUCUUGUCUAUAAAACAAUACCUUCCAAGUCUCUGUGAAAAGCUAAAAGUGCCUAAGUUCAAAGUUGCAGACAUAGAAUUCUUAACAGAAUAUUUGGCAGUAACAAAACCUCUUGCUUUGGCAAUAGAUAUUUUUCAAGGAGAAAAAAAUUGUUUUUUUUUGGCAUUGUGUUGCCCACUGUUGUGCAGUUACAACAAUCACUGGCACAAAAUACACAUUUAACAUAUUGUACUGCGCUUAAUGAAGCAUUGUUAGAUGGCUUGAGAAAACGUUUCGGAUAUGUAAUAGAUUUUCAUAACACAGCGAGUAAGCCAUUUAUAUUAGCAACGAUAACUCAUCCAAAAUUUAAACUGCGGUGGAUAUCAGCAUUGUUUGAAAAUGAGCAAUCUCAUGCAGAACAAAUAUGUCGAAAUUUGCUUUUUAAACAAGCCGAAGUAGUACGUGAAUCUUUGCAAUUGAGAGAAAACUCCGGGUCUGAAGAAAGUAUGACACUCUCCUCCGAUGAUGAUACUAAGUUUUUUAAAUUUAUGACUUCAAAAAUCAGACAGUGUGAAUAAUAACAAUAG
Messenger RNA from Cephus cinctus (wheat stem sawfly), 1559 nucleotides. RefSeq lists its product as uncharacterized. Lineage: Eukaryota; Metazoa; Arthropoda; Insecta; Hymenoptera; Cephidae. The record is from RefSeq and is a predicted model, not a curated record. Bases 4 to 993 code for a protein of 329 amino acids. The transcript is spliced from 2 exons.